This is a messenger RNA of Rotaria sp. Silwood1, 1728 nucleotides long. The record is from the annotation of a GenBank genome assembly. Lineage: Eukaryota; Metazoa; Rotifera; Eurotatoria; Philodinida; Philodinidae.
AUGAAACGAACGAAACAGCAGGGCAAUGACCUAGUUCAAUUUUCAAAUAGUAAUAAAAAACGAAAAUUAGAAAAUCAAAGUUUUUAUAAUCUUAAUAAACGAUUUCAAAAUUUAGCUAUUAAUUCAAAUGUUUUAACUAAAAUCAACAUUUCAACAAUAUCAAUAUCAAAUUUCGAAGAUUAUUAUCGAACUAUUCUUCUACCAAAUCGAAAUCGAAUUAAUUUUCUUGAUUUAUCAAAUCCAUUUGCGGCUGAUAUUAUUUUCUCGCCACCAGAUCAUAUUUUAAAUUUUGUUCAUCUUGAAACAUUGAUUAUAGAUAAUGUAGAAAGUAUUAGUUUUUACAAAUUCUUUGAUUAUUUUAUGAAAUUACCUAAUCUUCAUUCAUUAAUUAUAUCUUUUGGCGAAGGUAUUUUGAAAAUAGAUUAUCUUUUUGCUCAAAUAUUUCGUUUAUCAAAAUUAAAAUAUUGUAAAAUUAAAUAUGAAAUACAAUAUUGUGAAGAAUUAUUUUAUUCUUUUACUGAAUAUAUUUCCAGUCCAAUAGAAUAUUUAAUAAUCAAUGCUCCUUUUCCAUUUAAAGCAUUUCAUAAUUUGUUAUGUUAUCUUCCUAAACUUCAACAUUUAUCAAUUGGUUUUCUUCAUUUGUUCGGUGAUAUUCACAUCAAAUAUCAAUUAUCUCCUAUUCAAUUAAAAUGUUUACGGCAUGUUUCUAUUUAUUUUAGCACGGUAUAUUUUAAUGAAUUUGAGAAAAUUAUCAAAGAGUUUUUUCAUCAUGUGCAAAUUUUACAUCUUACGACUUAUUAUACAGGAACAUAUUUAGAUACUCAACGAUGGCAAAAAUUAAUCGUAUAUCAUAUGCCAUAUUUACGUGUGUUUGAUAUUAAUUGUCAAGAUUUUCUAGACUAUGAUAUUUCAUGUCAUGAUGUUGUUACUGAAUUUAAUUCUUCUUUUUGGAUUAAAAAUAAAUGUUUUUUUGUAAAUCAAUAUGAAUGGAACGAUCAAUCUUUUGGUGGAGUUAUAGAUUCGUCUGGUCUAUAUCGAAGAAAAAAAUAUAAGUUUCAUUGGAAAAUAGAUGAACUAUUGGGUUUGCAUCAUCAACAAGAAAAUCUAAAUUCAAUCGAGCAUAUUCAUAUGAAAACUGAUAUAAAAUCCAAUUGUCGAAGAUAUUUUUCAAAUGUUAAUCGAUUAACUAUUGAAACGACUUUUAAAAUAUCAGAUGGUGAUUCAUUUAUAACAAAUCUUAAUCAUAUAGUUUCUUUAAAACAACUUACAAAAUUAGUUAUUAGAACUUUUGAUUUAACAUUCGAACAUAUUAUUAAAUUGUUACUUUUAACACCGAAUUUAUAUACAUUAGAAUUUUGUGAAUCCUCUAUGUGGACAAUUGAUUUAAAUGUCAUUAAACAAAAUAUACCUUUUCAAUAUACAUUAACGGAAAAUAAAAUCGAAAAUUUAGUCGUUCGUGGUAAAUGUUCAUUGAAUCAAAUUCAAUUCAUUGUUUACAUAUUUUCAAAAUUAAAAGAUCUUAAAAUUGGAAUCCAAGAAACAGAAAUUCGAUCAAUAAUUCGGUAUUUAUUAUCAAAAUCCCAUAAUAAAACACAAUAUUUAUUUUAUUUAUGUAUUUCAUUGUCUCAAAAGAAUUGGUUAGAAGUAGACGAUUUAAUUAAAUUAGACAAUUUACUUAACAAUUACUCUAUUAAAUACAUUCGGGACAAUUUACAUUUAUGGUGGUAA